AUAUGGGGGGGUAAUAUAAGCAGCAUUAUCAGGUCCACGCGCGUAUCCGUGGAAGGUUGAGGCCAGUCAGCGGCUGUCUGCAAAUCUGGCAAAUUGUGAUAAAGGGAGCCCGUCAAUAAAGGGAGGGAACACUGGCUGCUUGUCUAACUCUGCCUGUAAUCGUCCAAAGCCCGACGACUGCCACAAAUGAAGGGAUGAUAUGCGAGGAUGAAUAAAGUCGUGGAUAGCUCAUAAAAAUAAGAAUUAAAAAAAAAAGAGAGAAUGAGAAAAGAUUGGGUUAGAAGAAGGAGACACUCGUGGAAAAAAAUGGGAAGGAAAUGCGCAAGGACUGGAAUGCAGUCGCGGAUUUUUAUCUUCUUUUUAUUUUUUCCUCUAGAAACCUCACGGAAAGUGAAAGACAAGAGCGAAACAUUUCCCCAGGGAGCCCUUCUUCAAUAUAAAGUUCAAGGUAAGUGAAUCUCAGUCUGUUUCAGGGGGGCCACUUGUUUGAUUUAGUUGGAAAUAUAGCGCAAGUUUUCCUUCUGAUCUCUGAUGUCACGUCUGCUUCUUCUAUUUGACGACUUCUCAUCUCCAUGCCUUUGUUUUGAGACUCCACGUGUGCUCGCCUGCUAUCACUUACUUUUCCUGCUUCUCUUUUGAUGCCACUGAUCUGAGUUUGGAGGAGGGUGCACGGUGCACACUUGCUGCAGUGUAAACUUGUGUAAACGCUUUGUGCAAAAAGGGGGGGAAGAUCAGCGGCGUGCAGGCUUAGAGUGUGAAUGUUCACUAUCACAGGCUGAGAGGGCACCAGAUGGCAGAGCAAUGAUGGGUGAACUAACCUACUAAAUGAUACCACAUGAAAUGCAGCAUUUAAAAUCCCAUCUGGUUUGGCAUCCCUGCGGACAAGGAGUGUGAAACAUGACACAUAUUUAUACACCUGCUGAUGGAGCACACAGGCAUGUCCAAUAGGCUGGUGACAUGCUCGCACAGCCAGCUGACCUCCUCACCCCACAGCUUUGCUUUGAUUCAGCUCACUGCCCUUUUCCACCAGCAGACCCCCACUCUUAAUUUCAGUCUGGUGCUCCUGUUUGUGCUCCUUGUGAACGCUGCACGUGCUCCAUUAGGCUGGGAUUACUUGUCUUUUCUUGUAAUGGCCUUUCGAGUAUGUGAGCGAGAUUGAGGCUCCUGAUGCCCCCCUUUUUACUGGCCCAGUGGCUGUAAAAUCAUCUUGAUGUUGAAGUGGGUGGGUGCGGGGUGUUUGCACAAGGAUACAGACAAGGUGAGGCAUUUAAGAUCACAGACCCCCCUGAUGGUUCAGUGUCAAAUUUAAGGUUAAGGCUAUUAUUAAGGUUAAAGUAACCGCUUUACAGGAUACGGAAGCCCUAAAUGGACUUGUGUCAAUGUGUUUUAUGUACACAGUUUUCCCAAGAUGACUGAUAAAUCUAGUUUUUCUCAAAUAUCUCAUCAUGUCAAGAUGAAAUAGCUGGUUUUCCUUUGGUGAUUGGUUCAUUUUAGCCGUUUUCUGGGAUAUUGACUCAUUUCAUGUCAUCGUGGGAAAACAAAGGCUGGUGUCCUUGUAUGUAUUAAGAGAAAACAAAUAAUAACUAAGAUUGAUGAGACAUAUUAAGUCACUAUGAUGGAAGGAAAUAAUUGAGAUUUUCUUGUCAUCACAGCGAAACAUAGUGAACAAAAUAUAUGGAUGUUUAACUAAAAAAUAACAAAUUCCAAAAAAAAAAAAAAAAAGAAAAAGAAAAGAAAACAUAUUUGCAGACCAAACACAAAAGUUUUGAAUAUUGAAUAUAAUGAUGAUUAAAAUUAGAAAUCCAAAUCCAAAAUAUCAAAUCAAUGACAGAUUUUCCAAACCUCACUAUUAUUUAUUUAUAUUUUUCUAAACUCUGGUUUAAAGCUCUAGUAAAUUGCACCACGUGAGAAUAAAAUAUAAUUCAAUGUUGGGCUGAAAAAAAUAAAUCUCCAUCUGUAUCAUAAUCCAGUGUGAUGACAGUUUACUGUGCAAUUCCAUCUGCUAUUUUCUCCCUUUUACCUCCAUACUUUUUAAUAAGCCACCUUUUAAUGCUUUUUUAACUGCCUGCUAUAAUCCCUGUGCACUUCUCCGAGCGUUUCCCAGCUUUCACAAAGCAUUUUCAUGGACUCACAUUUCUCAGCUCCAGUGUGCAAUUUGAGGCCACAAAAUGAACUGAUUAGCAUGAUGAUUAGUCAUUAGUAUGCUAAUCAUAAGCAAUUCACAUAUUUUAUUCAUAUUGUCGCAGACUUGUUUUUCUCCAGCUGCUGAAACUGUGUACACAUAUCCCUUUUUAUUUUCUUAUUGUAAACAUGCAGGUCAAUCCUGUGACUGCUGAUGAUGAUUUUCACCUGGCUUAACGUCAUGUGACAUUGUGUUUGUCCCACUUUGUAUUUAAAGGGGAAAAUACACACAGAUGCAUGAAGGAUUUGGCUCUCCUAUUAAGAGAGAAACAUAAAUCUGUAUGCAUGUUCACAUUUAAUGUACAAACAUAAACCUGGUGUAAAAGGUGCUGCAAGAAAAUAAACACAACUCACAAACACAUAAAAGAACUACUCUAAAUAUUAGCACAGUUCUUGUUUUGACAGCCAAGCAGCUCACAUCAGUUUAUUAAAAAAUAAAUAUGUCUUAUUAGGUAAUCCCACCAAGAGUUAGACUGUCAGACGCCCUGACGUGCAGCCUCUUUUCUGUUUGCUUCAAACUGUGAUGCUGCCUUGCUUCUUCUUUAUUUUUCUUAAAAUGUAAGCACACAUCGUGUUUAUUGCUGUGGUGUUUCUCUUGUGUGUUGAUUAGAUCGGGGUCAUCCUACCUGUAUAUAUCAUCAGGGAAGCUAGGUGCAUAACCUGAAUAACUGUUCACUCAAUAUUUCUGCAUCAAGCAUAAAUUAGAUUGGGCCUGUCCUCCUGGGAUGGCUGAUGAAAUUUACCUCUUACCUGCAUGUGCGGCACAAAGACACCUGAGAUAUUCACUGCAUUAAACACAGCUUCCUCUAUUCUCAGUCUCUGCGCGGUGAUGUCCGCUGUGUAUAAGCCUCCAAAGAUGCAGGAAAAUCACUUCAAGGCUUGCUGCUCUUAUUUGUCUGUGCUUCUUUAGUAUAGCAUUUGUUUAGCAUGACCUAAAUUGCUGUGAAGUGAGUGCCUCAGCAGCUCUGUCUCGCCUCUCUCUUCCUCCCUCCCUACGUCUCUCUCUCUCUCUCUCUCUCUCUUUGUAUGCCUCCUUAUCUUUUCCACUCUCUCCUCUCUCUCUCUCUCUCACACACACACAUGAUUUACAAACAAGCUGAGAGGACAGUUUUUUUUUCUUUUUUUUUAUAACGAACAGCUUUCGCCAGAUCUUAUUUACAUGCGUAGUGAAGUAUUGUGGGAUGUAGGAUUCAGUAAGGUGGGCCGGCCAAUGAUAUUUCAGGACUCAGUGAGUGAAUCAUCUAACAAAUUUGUGGAGCAUGCUCUGUUCUUCUCCAUGGGGCUUUUUUUUUUUUCUCCUUCAGAUUUUACCUUCCUGAAGGGAUCAACUAUGCAAAGAAGUUAAAUCCCACCGCUGCAGAAAACACUGGCUUCCUCCUCUGCUGGGAUUCUGAUGUUGCUUUUGCACCUCAUUCAAAAGAACUGCAGAAAUGUAAAGAAGCAGGCAGACCUGGUUUUGAAUGUUCUGCAUCAACACACCGACAUGCAUCACGCAGGAUGGAGACAGGUACAUGUGUUGAUCUGGGUGACAGCCAGCUCGCAGUGUGGAUUUUGUAAACAUAUGACCUCCAUGAUAACCAGUAUGGGGGCACUAAAUCGCUUCAAUUUUUGUACAUGCGUUGCUAGGCAACAGCAUAAUCGGUCUCCGUCUCUCCCCUCCUUAUAUGGCUCUCUACUGGGAUUGCUGUGCUGCUAUCAUUGAAAAUGGUUAAUUAACUUCUACAAAAAGUCCAUUAAUGGUGCAGAUUAGACGUCAGAGGGGUUAAAAGCACAUCGAGGCUGUGGAGAAAUAUAUGCCGACAUACAAACUCGUACCAAAGAUUAGCUCUGCCUUUGAAAUAAAUGAUCCCAGAACCAUGCACAGGGUUGUACUCUAGUCCUAACAGCUGAGAUGACUGUUAGAAACAAACUCAUCAACAUGAAAAAGAGUUUAAGAAAUGAAAAUGUUAUGUUAAUUAAGCGCACUGGUUUCAUUCCUUAUAAACCCAUUUAGGGAGAUAAUCUGUUGUGAUUGAUUCUCAGAAUGAGCAAACAGUUUAACGCAAUUACAAGAGCUGCUGCAGUGAAUAAAACUCUGUUAGGGGAAAUGUGUGUUGAGAUGCAGCCUCACCGUACACUAAUAGUCCACGUUUAUUUUGUCUAGAUGCACGAAUGCAACACACACAUUUGCAAAAGCAUUUUCUUGGACUCAGUUUGAAUGUAAAUUGAAAUAUUCUGGAUGUAUGAUGAAGACAUAUUAAAUAUAACACAACACAACACUAAAAACCAAGAAAUAGACUGUGUCAAAAUGCAGAGAGACAGUGAGGGAGAAAGAGUAAAUGCACAUAAGUUUCACCUUUUUAUUUAGCUUCAAAAUUUUACAUUUUAUAUAUAUAGCAAUAUUCUAAAUGUUUAUUGAAAAACCCAAUGCCACACAUUACACAUGUAGCUGAUUAGAGAGUAAAAAAAGAUCUGUAUUUGUUCAUGAUUCAUUUGAGAUCAUGAUCAAAAUAUUUCAAUUGAAAAGAAUAAAAAGAAGAUCCCUAUUAACAUAUUGAUGUCCGAGCCCAAACCUUCACGGUUAAGAUAAAUUAAAUACAUAUUUUUUCUGCUCACUAGUUGGCGCACUCCAUAUACAGUCCUCAUGACCCCUGUGCUCCGUCUCCCCCCGUAAAGUCAGUAAGACUACAUCCAUGUUUUAUCCAGUCUAUGUUGUGUUGCUCCUGUGAUUAAUUCAUUUUAGUUUUAAAAAAAUUGUGAUAAUUAAGAAAAAAUUGACAUUGGUUAAUUAAUUUGUAGACAACCUAGUUUGUACAAUACCCAGUUCCUGCUAAGAAAGCUUUCCAAACUGAGGUCAGCUUCAGUGCUGGCAUGGAGCCAGAGCUCUGCCACUGCAGCCCCGUUUGUCUGAAGCUAUUUCCUUUAUCUUAUUACAUUCAUCUAGAUUACACUUCUCAGGAAAUGGUGUUUAAAAAAAAAGUGCUGGAGAGCUUUGAAGAGCUAAGUGCAGAUUUAAAGCUUGUCCUUAGAUGUGUUUGGUUACAGUGUUUAUCAUCUCUUCAAGACUUUACAUUGAAGUUUGAAAAACUUCUCACAUGUAAAAAAGUGUAGUAUAAAGUACGACAUAUCCUGUGAAUGGGAGUUAACAGAGUCUGGAGAAUUAACUUUACAUAUCUGAGACAAAAUACAUCGACCCAAUAUGCCAGGAAGACUGUUUCAUAUUCCCAUUGCAUGGGAUAUAUUUCACAUCAGACUGGACAACAUCCCAUAAAUAGAGAUUUGGAAAGGGCAGAACUUUGUUGUUUCAUAGUUCCAUAGCUUUAAAAACUUGCUCUGCUGUAAAUGAGAUUCUUUAUUAUUUCAGGGAUACUUAGUUGGUUAACUGGUUGGAAACUACACUUACCCUGGAUUUCCACGGCAACCGGAACGGCUCCGAUUUACACCGUACGCCAAUUCCUACCGGAUCUGUUUGUGAGACAAAUUUCAUGGCGAAUAUGGACAAUGGGAAUCGCAAGAAUCACGAGAACCCGCUGAUUCAUGUGCAAUCGCGCAAUAACAAGUUGUCUUUAGCCACAUAGGCUGACCAUAUAAGCAGUAGAUUGUGUCCUUUCAGAGGAGAAAAUCUACUUUUAGACUUUUAAAAUCAGCAUGUCCUUAUCCAUGGUGUCAUCGGGAUCAAAUGUUGUUUAUAAGCCUUUCACUUGUUCAUUCCCGCCUGUUUGCAUGGUAUGAAAUUCAAUCCGCCUGAAACACGGAGUGUUUUAUUUUGAAAAGAAGCCGGAUGUUUUAUUCUGUGUUUGUGCCCAACUUCCUUUACAGCACAGGUUAAUCUGUGCUGAAUUUAUCCGGCAUAUCUGGCAUCUGGAAAUAAUAGAACUCUUGCAAUCCACAGUGGAAUCGAAAGAAGCCGGUGGAAAUUGACACAUUAACUUGAAUGGUCACGAUCAGCUAUGAUCGGCGGAGACGGCCUCUCGGUAGCCAUACUGGAUGCAGUGGAAACUUCCGGUUAGUUGGUUUCAGUCUUAUCUUAUGGGUCAGACUUUAACUGUCAUCUAGAUAGUCACUCAUCCUCUUCCUCUAACGUUACCUUUGGUGUACCCCAGGGUUCAGUUUUAGGCCUCAUUUUACUUUCUACUGAUAUGCUUCCUUUCUUCAACUAAAUCAGUCAAAGUCUGAAAUAAUACUUUUCAAUCUGCAAAACUGUAUUGAUUGUAUAGAGAGCAGCCUUGGUACCCUGUCCACAAAAAUUAAAUCUAUAGUCAGAAUUUGGGAGUAAUACUCGAGUGUCACUUCACAUUUGAAUCUUAUAUAAGACAGGUCACAUAGUCAUGCUACUAUCAGGUAUACACAACAUCUCCAAAAUCAACACAAUAUUAAUGUUAUUAUUAUUAUUAUUAUUAGUUUUAAUAUGACAGGAAGAUACCCAGUGACUGAGAUUAAACCGGAGAUCAGUUGACAUGAUGAUUAGUCUUAAUGACGAGAGUAAAAUUCUUGAAACCUCUGUCUGUGAAGUUGCAAAAAUGUCAAGUUAAACUUCCUAUUCAGCAGAUUCAAAUGCCUGCUAAUCCACACAGUAUAAUCUGAAGGUUUAAGCAUGCACCGAGGAGACUGUGGGCAUGAUUUGUUAGAAGGAAUUGAAAGCUGGAUUACAAAGAAGUUAUACAUCACACACCCACACUUCCUCACACUUUCAUAGCAUAUAUUUCAUGAAAUCUGACCCAGUUAUUAUUCCAAACCAACAAGUUAAUUCUGGAGGCCUUUGCAGAGUUUGUGCUGGGGUCAUGUGCUACAGUGAAUAACUGGCUCAUCAAAUGUUUUACACCUCAGGAGCUGGUGCAGAAAAUGAAGGAGAGGUUUUGGGUGAAUACAAAACACUUGAGCAUGAGGCGAAGAAGAGGGAGCCGAGGGGUCCAUCAUCGACAUCGCAGAGAGGGAGGGAGCCUCGAAAUGCAAGCUUUGACUGAAGCCUGCAAUCCUUUCUCAGCACACUGCCCCUGCUAAUCCCCUCCAUUCAACCACAUCACUAUGGAAACUGACUGCAUGUCUCACCCCUGUGCCAUCCAGCCAUGUCCACUGACACGGAGAGUUGUGCAGUUAAACGCUGCUUGAUCACGGUGACACAACGCGCCACGUCUCCAUGCCGCGGCUGUUACAUGCAGCCAUAUUGAUGCAGAGUCAUUUGGUCACUGUAUAGUCCGAGCUGCAGAGACAAUUGCUGAAGUUUCAGUUUGAACUUUGCUGGAGUAAGCACUUCAGUCUCUAAAAGGAAAAAAAAAAACCUUGGCUGUAAGGUUGGGAGUCUGAGAUGGAUGGAGCAAAUUUUCAUAUUCCUGCGCCUGCUACCUUUUUCAUUUCUUUGCCUUUCCUCUGGCAAAAUUGCAGGAGAACAUUUGUCAUGGUUUUAAAAGGUUUAUCAGCUUCAAAGCUGAGGGAGCUGGUCUUCCAACCCAUCAGUGAAACCACGCAAUCCUUCCAGCUCAGACAAGAAUGGGAUGGAGCAUGUGGACGAAAUUCCCCGGCUAAGCUUCCAAUUCAGAGCUUUUUACAUAAAGCUUGGAGAAGCAAAUUUGCAUUUUGCCAUUGACGUCAGCUUUUUAAUCCAUCCCUAAAAACCACUUCCUUAACCCUCUCAACAUCCUGGAGAGGAGCUCCGGUAAUUGCUAGUUACGAGAAGAAAGUGAAAGAUGGUGAUAAUCUUUUUUUUGCACUAUCAGCCUGGUCAGCGCUCACACUGACGGCCCCUAGAUAAGCCGGAUUGAGCCCGCAGGUGAAGACAGCGUAAACAAAAGCAAGUCUGCAGCCCUCUGAAAUCAACCAGGAGAGCCACGCCACAUCAUCACAGCCAUAUUUGUUUGGCUCACUGCUGUCAUCUCGCAUCUUUUCACAAAAUGGCCAAAAGCAUGUUGGGGACAUGAAUUACCUGCCUGGGUGAGUUUUUGUCCCAAAGCUGGUGCAUGGAACAUUUUGAGCUGCGCCAUCAUGUGUUUAAUUACAUCAGUCUAUCAAUGUAUGUGCUGUCAAAAACAAGCUUGUACAAGUUAGUACAGCUAGAGUGGAGUCUUCAGAUUGUUCUCUGUUUGUCGUGGAUUUAACUGGAAAAGCAGGGAAUCCCUACGUCGGAGAGAUAAUUUAGGGGGGGAGUGAAUUAAAAUGAGGCGUGAAAUAUGACAAGUUUCAUCAAAUACUUGACGAAAAUGACUAAAUUUGCCGUUACAGUCUAACAGUGUGUAAUACUAUGACAAAUUAAUCUUUGCAUUGAAUCAGAGAAAUCAAAUUUUAAAGAAAAGUGAGGCAAAGUUACAAAAUCGUACAUGUCUCUGUAUUCUUACCUUAAUCGGACAGAAUUUAAUGUCACACAGAAACACACAGCAGAUCGAGAGCCGUGAAAUACAUAAAUGAUGUCCUUGAUAAAUGAUUUAUGAGUCAUUUGUACGACAAAUUCGCUUUAAGCUCUGCAGCGAUCAACACCACUUCAACAUUUAUGAGGGUGUUUAAGGGGUAAGUCAUGUGUUGUUGAGACGGACCGCGAUGACUCCGUCUCGCUGGAGUAAAAAAAUCUGGAUUGAUGUGUUCGACCAACUGAAACAUUUCUCGAAAAAUGAUUUGGGGCAAAGUUUUCUCUCUUUCUUUUAUGCAGCUGGAAGUAAAAGUUAUACGCAAGGACAAGUUUUCCCCAGGCAGAGACACACAGUGUGCAGAGAGUGUGCUCUUGUUUUAGUCAUCCAGCUUUGAAACUAAGGUGGGCUAAGGUUUUACACACAUUUCUAAAACUGAAUCGCUGUGAUUUCCCUGAAAGUAAAGAUGUUAAAUUUUGAGGAUGUUCAAGGUGGUGAUUGUGGAAUUGAGGGUUUAGAUCAACAUGACAUAAAACUGCAUUAAAGGGAUAUUCCAGCGUAAAAUUAAUUUAGGGUCAAACACACUGUAACAUCGAGUUAGACACCCCGUCGAAAGAUGAAUGUUGCCGACCGCUUUCUUCUCUAGUUAUACCAACUUUAGUAAUGAUUGCACAACAGCAAUACACAGCAGUCUGAGGACCCAUGAACAAACCUCAACCAAAACGCCACUCUAUAGCCACAAAUAAUGCUCAGAACAGCACCUAACUUCAUCAACAGUACAUAUAGGGUCCAAGCCACAGCACUAGCCACCAAACAUCUUUUUAACUUUGCCUAAUUUCUUUAGCAAAGAGACUAAACACAACUCACCUACUCUCUUCCAGCAGCCGCUUGUUUGUAGCAAGACCUCAGGCCAGUCCAUUACAGACUACAGCGGGGUGACACAGCUCAAGGAAGAACAUUUAUGAUCAUUUCUUUAUCAUUUCCUCGAAGUAAUAAUCAUUUUGCACUGCAGACGCAGUAGUUCUUCUGCCUUAGCGUCUCAGUCUGAUUGCAUCUCUAUGAGGAAAUUAUCAUGGAAAUGUUCUUCCUUGAGCUGCGCACCCCCACUGUACUCCGUAAUGGACUGGCCUGAGGUUUCGCUACAAACAGAGAGUAGGUGAGUUGUGUUUCGUCUCUUUGCAAAAGAAAUAAGGCAAAGUUAAAAACAUGUUUGGUGGCUAGUGCUAUGGCUGGGACCCUAUAUGUACUGUUGAUAAAGUUAGGUGCUGUUCUGAGCAUUAUUUGUGGCUAUAGAGUGGCUUUUUGGUUGAGGUUUGUUGAUGGCUCCUUAGACCGCUGUGUAUUGCUGUCAUGCGGUCGUUACUAAAGUUGGUAUAACUCGAGAAGCAAGCGGUCGGCAACAUUCAUCUCUCGAGGGGGUGUCUAACUCGGUGUUACAGUGUGUUUGACCCUAAAUUAAUUUUAUGCUGGAAUAUCCCUUUAAUACUGCACACAGGAUUGGGGAUUCAUUACCUCUCCAGUAUGAAGUCCUAGAAAGAGUAAAGAGUUUAAACAUGAGAGGUAAAACUCCGUCAAACUAAUUUCAAUCAGGGCAUCUAGAUGAAGACAAAUACCAACAAAGAAAAGAGAGACACAAGGUUAUGAUGAAAACCAAGAUCCAGAGAAUUUGGAAAUGUGACACCAACAGAUAUGAACUUCUCGGUAUGACUGAUGGUCCAGCGCUGAGAGGCCUGCUGGCAAAGAGAAGUGCAUGAGGGAGAGACAGACGUUAGCACACAUACUGAAAGCUAAUGUAUGUGUAGUACAUUAAGUAGAGUGAAGGUAAUAGAGCUGAGGUGGUUCCUUAGAGUUUGCAGUAUUCUCACUGGCAGGACAGACCAGAAUGUAUUAAGUAUCAUGUCCGCUAGUAAGGGAGCGAGAAUUUUUAAAACAGUUGUUUUAAGGAUUUACAGCCAUUAAAAAAAGUUCAAAAUAGUUUUUUAACUGACUUUUUAAAGAGGUUGACUCAAUUAGGUAAUAAGCAUGACAACUCCUAUAGUGGUAGCAUGAGGCUGUAUCUGCAGCCCACAGAAGUUGCCCCGGUAGUGUAGCUCCUUCAUAUGCACAGUGGUUAGAAAGUUUGCUGUGUUGUUCAUCACAGUGUGAGGAGCAUUUAGAUGAUACCAGGAGACCAGCCAGUACACCAAGAGAGGUGGAGGGCAACAACCCAGCGGCAGGCUGCUAUCUGCUCCUCUGUGCAAGGAAGGAGCCCUGCCAGAGCCCUACAAAAUGACCUCCAGCAGGCCACUCCUGUGCGUGUCUCCAACCAAACUGUCAGAAAUAGUCUCCAUAAGGGCAGCUUGAGGGUCCAAAAGUCUACAAGUGGGGCCUCUGCUCACAGCCCAGCACCAUGCAGCAUCAUUGGCAUUAGCUAGAGAGCACCAGAAGUGGAAGAUUUGCCAUUGGCGCCCUGUUCUCCUCGCAGAUGAGGAGAACACAUUUGACAGACGUGAGAGAGUCUGGAGACACUGUGGGGAACGUUCUGCUGCCUGUAACGUCCGCCAGCAUGACCGGUUUGGCAGUGGGUCAGAUAUGGUCUGAGGUGGCCUAUCUUUGGAUAUCCUGUUGCUCACUCAGAGGCGGACCGUGGGGAAGACGGCGGCAAUGUGGAUAUAUCAUUAACCCUUUAGCUCCGAAUGUUGGCUUGGGAAACACUUUGACCAUCUGACUCUUGAGGUUCAUCACAAGAAGAGACCAAUCACUUCAAAAACCCUGAUGAGGUUAUCCUUCAAACCUCUCCACCUCACUUGUUUCCACUUACAUGUCUCCCAAAAUGGUACAAAAGUCAUUGACCUCUCGGAAAACAGUUGAAGUUUCCAAUAACUCCUGUAAAUCGUCUUUUGAUAUUCGAUCGGGGGCUUUUUCUCUGAGACAUUUUUAGAGUUUCUGGGGUUUGGACAUUUGUCAACAUCAAUUUUUCCUUUUCCUUUGAACACCCACUCCUUCCCUCCCCCAGCUUUCCUUGUCCUUCCAAUGGAUUACCUUAAAUUUGACUGCUCUAAAUCUAUUUCGGAGCAUGCUUCAGGUUCUGUGCUUCUUUACAUGUAAAGCAACUUAUUUUGUUUAACAGGAUUGUCAGUUCUAAUUUCGUCUCCUUUUGCUUAAUACGUCUCCGGUCUCCAUUAGAGCAGAACAUUUCCUGUGCCUUUGCACAUAAGUACAAAUGCAUUAGUACUAAGAGGUGAAAAAGAUUAAAAUAUGCAGAAUAAAUGCAAGAGCCUAAAGCCAUUUUAGGACAGCGGCACACGAUCGCAGUGAAGCUACAGCUGCAGCAAAAACUGGCCUUUCUGUUCCCUACCCUGUAAUGACGGAGCUAAAUGAAGCUAGUUAACCUUCUGCACUGUGUGGAGAUAAAGAACAUGGAUCACAAUGUGGCUAUGUGAGGGAAGCUCUGGAGAUAUGUUCGUACUGUCACUGUCAGACAUGACAUGCAUGACGACAAACCCAGAGGUUAGGAGUGUGUGACGCUCGCCUGUAGGUGUGUACGUUGUGUAAGAGCGUUCACAUCCAGAGGUGGCAGAUCACUUGCAUAACCAACCCAAUGUGUGUGCGUAUGUGUGUGCGUAUGUGUGUGUGUGUGUGUGUGUGUUGUAUGUUCCAGGAUAAAUGAGACUCAUCACUGCAGCGUUUGCGCAAAGUGAUGCAACACCUCCAAUGUAUCCAUCUCCCAAAAUGGGGCGUAUGCAUGAGCAAGAGAUGAAGUCACUUAAUUUAGUUGUUGGCAAUGGCAUCAGGAAACACUGACCUUUCGUUGGCUCCUUGAGGCCAUGAUGUGAGUCACAUGACAGCCGGAUAUUUACAGUGCCUCCUGUCACUGGCCUUGUCAAAUCACAGCACACUUCACCGAAGCCCAGCGGGCCUCAGGCUGGACUUCAGCGACACAGACGGAUGCAAAGGUGUUUUUUUUCUCUACUCUUUAUAGCCUGAGCUUACUGCAACCCUGAAUAACACGAAGAAGCACGAGGGCAAAAAGGGACAUGUGAGCGUUUGCAACUGUUCAUGUGAAAGUGUUUGCACAUUAACACAGGCGAAGAAGUGAGACAUACAAGGGGAGAGGCGCACUGACUGCAGGACCAAUGAAUUUCAAGCCAAUUUGUCUUAUGAAUGAGCCUCUGGAGGGCGUUAUUCCUGAGACACCUCCAUGAGUUACUAAGAUCCCAGAUAGUGAACGCUAAAUUGCGUGUGCAAACAAAAAAAUUGCAUGUGGUUUUAGUGGGCGUGUUGCACGUGAUAACAAGAGCAAAUAUGGUGCGGACUGCCCUCUUUCAACGAGGAUUUUGCGUGCGCCAUCAGUCAUCACUAUGGAGAGUUUGUGAAAGCUGAGUGAUCGUAGAUGAAAAAUGAAGUUUGAGGCCAUGGAGUUGCACCUAUCUUUUUAGACCAGCAACUGCAUAAGGCAAGGGAAGUUUAUUUGCAUAGCUACAUUUACACACAAGCUAAUUCAAAUUGCUUUACAGAUGCAAGACAAUAUAUUUUAAGUUUAAAAAAAGAGAUUUAAACAAUUUAAAAUCAAUAAGACAAAGAGGUAAAUUUUGGCAACUGUUUCAUGCUGACCUAAUUAUUUUUCAAAAUUGUCAUUUACAAGCUUUUGCACUUUUGCCUCCUUCUCCCUACAAUGACUGCAACCAUUUGUGCGUAUCGCUGUGCAAGUUUGCAUGUGCCUUUUAAACGUGUUAAAUGUAGAAAAAAACAGCGAACGCAAUGGGUUCCCGGGUUUGAUAAAUCACAUUGCAGGUGCUAAAUGAUUCUAUUUGUAUCUUGUCCUCCCAGAAUUUUGCGUGUUCUGACGAUCUACAUACAAGCUGCAUAUUCAUGAAGGCAAACACGCUAAAUCGAUUGCGCGCUGUUUUGCUUUUGACAGACACAAUCGAAAGACUUUAGAUCUGAUCUUUCGUAGAUCAGACCGUACGUCUUUCAAAUGAACCCAUUCACCUCUCAGAAACGCCUUUACCUGCUACCAAAAUGCUAUAGUUUAGCAUAAGUGUUGCCCCAAUUGUUGGUAUUAUGUAGUGUAAAAUCAAGGAACAGGGCAGCUCCAUUAAAAUUUUCCACCACACAGCCAAACCAAAAUAGAAUUUUUAAAAAACUUGACGUUGACGACACCUCUUCCUCUUUUAGAUCAUGUAUCGUGACACAGAGUCUUGCCUGGUGUAGCUUUAAUGCUGCCAGCCUGCUCAAAGCUCAGUCUGUACCCCAGUUCCAGAGCCAUUUCAAAACAUUUUCUCUUGGACACAACACACAGAGAUCAGAUCAGCGCCGGCCAAAAGCAAAUACCAGGACAGAAAUACAUCACCUAGCUUAUCCUGCUUUCUAUAAUGCUGCACUGAGACUGUGUUUCCCAUGUUCCUUCAUUUUUUGACAUUAUUCUUUAAUUAACAGCGUUUUGUCUCUCUACCUGAAUCAACAUUUUAAAAUCAGUCAGUUCAAAGUCCAAUCCUGAUAAACUAAACUUGCACUUGUGUUUACAUGCAAACCUUAAAUUUAGACACCCACGUCUUUAGAGCGUCCAAGAAGAUUCCUACUACUCAAGCAUUAUGUGAAAUGUUUCUCCCUCUUCUGAUUCUACUACGAUAUUAAAUCAAGAUAAAAUACACUGCCGGAUGCCCCAUGACCCUAUGCUAAUAGAAUAUUAGAUUUAUUCUGGGGUAGAUUGACUUUAUAGAUUAAUCUAUCAUUACAUAAAGUAAUGAUUUCUUUAUUGCACGUUUAAUUUAAAACGUCAAAAAUGAUUAUGUUUGGCCUCUGUAUGAUACGCUUCAUUUCAGUCACUGGAACCCAGCUCUCCUGAACCCUCCUCCACUGUUGCCAUAUCCCAAAGUCAUCAUCACUGAGUGAACUGGUGUUUCUCUAUCUAGAAUGAGUAGUUAUCCACUAGGACUGUUAUGUUUUGGAUCCCGAAUCUGACCCAUUUGAAAAGUUUGAAAACAAAGUCACAACAGCAGCAUGUCUCUAACACAUUUCAAAGAUAUUUGAUCUCAGAUUUUAUUGAUUAAAAAGUACUACCUCCUGUUGGAGCGAGCAGGAAAGUCCAGGUCACCGAAGGUUUCACAAAACCUUUCGUAGUCUGUCAUGAAUGUCAGCGCCAAAGAGAGCACACAGAUCCUUCGUGUUUUCACCGAGCAGAUGAAAAAUGUGACCUGCUGGUGAUGCCAAAAGAAAAUGUCAGGGGUGGACCGAAACACUCGGAUUCUUCUUGUGGAAAUAAUCCGGAUAGAUAUAAGUUUGGAAGUGCAUCAUGAGACAUUUCAUGACAAAAACUCAAAUGUCAAUCUCAGAUGAAAACAAACAGCCGGUUAUUGUGCUGUGCUGAGGAUUACGAAUAAGUUUUGAUUGAAUGCAUUUAACCUUUUUGAUUGACUGCAUGUUAAUUUUAUUUAUAAGUAGCAUUUCUUAUGCAAGUAAGCAGUUUCUUUGCACAACAGGACUCUUAUUAAGUGGAUGCACUGACUUUUUGUUAUUAUUUUCAUGUAUUUGAAUUCAUAACAUUGAAUUUUUAAACAGGAUAUGACCAUAAACAGAAUAAUUGUUGUUAAUCAUCUUUUAUUUCUUGUUUUUGAGGAUUUUUUAGAUUCUCACUGUUGAAGGUUUUAGUAAGGAUUGUGUUAAGUGUCAACCUCACAGUAGGGAGAAACAGAGAGAAUAUUGUGACCUGCUUUCUCUCAGUACACUCGAGCAGGACUGACUUUUAAAAUGUAAUAAUACAGAAGUUAUACCGCUGUUCAUUUUACUUAGAAAAUGUCUGAGACAUUGUCAGAAACCCUGAGGGCCCACAGAUUCCAUUUCAGAGCGCUGCUAUUUGAAGGGAAGAGGAAGAGGCAGAGACUCUGACAAAUCCAAAAUGGGUGUGUGUGCACGCAGGGGAGAAUUUCUUCUUCCCAGACAGGCAACUCUUGUCACCGGCUCCAUUUGUAAGGCUCAGAAAAUAGGAGUUAUUGUGUGCGAUCAUCAGAUUUCCUCUCUGUGUUUGUUGACAUUUGCUUUUGGAAAACUCACCACUGAAAAUAUUUUAGGUUUUUGACAUGUUUACAUGAAUACAUAGCGGCAAGCAGAGCAGCAUUAAGCUAACACAGAGAAAGUUUUUUGGUAAUAUUGUUAAUCCUCUCAACAAAUCCGUUGUUCAUUUCUUCAAUAUUGCCACAGGAGAUCUUGUUCAGCCAUAAAUCUGGAGACAGACUCUUGACCGCUCUUUUUGCUGCCAUGAAGAGGAAACACUUUUCCCCUCUUGCUUGAAGGGAACUUCAUUGGCUAUCUAUCUGGGAAGGAAUCUUCUCUUGGUGUCUCUCAGAGGUUGGAGAGGUUGGGGGGGGGGAGGUGGGUUCGGCAAGAAAAGGGUGGUAGGCGACUUGGUGGUCCAGUGGACUGGAAAACGCUGCCCGCUGGCAGAGAGUUAGUGAGUGGCUCUAUCAGCGGUGGAGCUAAUGUGCCACUGCCUCAUUAGAGCUCUGAUGUAAAGAACGCUGCGUUACACCAAGUGCCCCAGUGCAGAGAGUUUCAGAGAGGAUCCACUGAACGCACUGAAGCAAAGUCAAGACUAUCCUCUCCAUCUCCUCCAAAGACAAAUCCCUCAAUUUAGGUUAGACAUUGUGGCCGAUCGGAGAUCUCUAAUAAAGCAGUCAGCGGAUAGAAAGAGGAGCUUUCAUGGUGGAAAAACAGUGUGUAUCACUCAGUCUCAUGCCGAGCUUUCACAGCCUGACACAACAGGAGCUGCUGACAGGUUGGUCAUCAAUGAAAGGAGGCAGAGAGAGAUGGAACGAGAGAGGCCGGGAGGAAAGAAUAGAGAGAGAGAGAAAGAAAGAGAGGCUGACAGGCUCAGCUCCCCUCCUCCCUUCGGCAAUCAAGGAGGUGAGGACACAGAGGAGGAGGAGGAAGAGGAGGAGGAGGAGAGAGUGUAGGACCUAUGCUUCAAGCUCAGCUGCACUUCAACCCAAUCAUUAUAUCACACAAGUAUUUAAAUGGACAUGAUGUAUGUUGUGCAAAGUAGUAGAUCUCUACAAAUGCAGUCUGGCUGAUUCAGUACUGCCAUGAUGAGCUGUUCCGCCUCUGGUGGUUUGACAUAUUGCACAAUCUAUAAUGUUUCAGCAGACACAGAAAUGUCUGUAGAUGAUGGAAGUCCAGCCUUUUUUCAGAGGACAAGUCAGACACAUAACUGUUAUAUUUCUUUAGAUUUUUAUGUGCAACUUUGAGUCAUUUCAUAGAAGCGUAUUUGAUGGACGUGUAGAAGUGUCAGAGUCCAUAUCCAGAGACCUUAAAUGUAAUUAUUUUAACUUGUAGGCUGAGUAAUUUGCAUGAAUGGUUCUGCAGCACAAAUAGCAAUUGUUAACCCUGAUUGUGACCCCCCAUAUGUGCGUGCAAUUUCGCAUGUGCACGUUUGCGUAUCGGAGGCAAAGAAUAGAAAAUAAUACAGUCACUCUGAGGACAAAAUGUGGUGGCAGGGAGGCAGAGAGGGAGGUGGAGGGGGGAAAUAGCCCCGCUCAUCUCCUCUCAUUUUCUGCCCGAUUCUACCCAGCAGAGUUUCUAUGGCAACCCCUCAAAAAGCGGUGUGCGGUGAAUUGUGGAUUUGAGAUGCGCUGUCUGAUUGCGCUGUGUGGAGGAGAUGGCUGGCUCUUUCGUCAGCCUUCCUCUGUAAGAGGAAAUUGGUGGAGGGCUCCAAUGAAACAGCACUCCAUAUGCUUUCUUUGAUGCGUGUGCCAGUCUUCGGUACUACAGCGUGUGUGUUUAUGUGUGUGUAGGAGUGGGGUUAUACAUGUGUGUGUAUGCUGAAAAAAAAAAAAGCUUUACAUUUGAAUCUAGUGCCCCCUGCAGAGCUGCUUGUCACUCUUGGCUCCCAGCAGACAGCACAGAGCGCUCCAAAUGAAUCUGUCUGGCUGACCAUGUAGACUCAUCAGUAUGCUUCGGUUUCAGCUGAUGGAGUCUUUGCCAUUGAUGACGUUUCAUUCCUGCGGAGUACAACACGGUGAUGCGUGUUUUGGAUCAGGGAAUUUAGACACAUGACUGAGAAAAAUACAGCAGAAAAACCUGCACAAAUUCACGUUUUCGCCUCCCUCACAUCCUCACAUCCCACCUCAACUCACCGCCCGUCUAUCUCCAUGGUGAGAUGGAGUCACCUGUCACCUUUGCAUGCGACUGAUGUGCACAGAUAUGAGCGCGUCUCUAUCAGAGGAUGUGUGUUAUUCCCUGUGUAAGAGUAGGACAUGUAUGAUGUUGAGUUAGAGCUCCUUCUCUCUGCCUCUGAGUGGCUGUAUGAUGCUUGUAAGCUGUGCCAGUCCCCAUUAGCAUCCCAUUAUAAACCAGCAUGAUCACUCGUCACUUAGAAUGCCUGCCACAGCAUGCUCUGCGUGUGUGCAUGUGUGUGUGUGUGUGUAUGUGAGAGAGAUAGAGAGAGCGAGAGAGAGAGAGAGGGAGCUUUUGUGAGAGCACGUGUGUGAACGUGUGUGUGAUUCACACAGUCAAGUGAUUGAGAUGGCCUUGUUUCAAAGGAGCAUGAAAAAAACGCCGCUAAGUCUUGCACUGUGUUCAAUUCAAUUUGAAUGUGUCUGCAAGUGUUUGGUUUGUUUGACCCAGAUUUCUCACCUACCCCACUGUUGAUAAAUUGGAUAACCGGAGGCAGCCUUGCGCAACAAUUUAAUUUAGUUCAUACAUAGUGAACAGCACCCUCUGCUGACUGAAUCCGAGUCGCACACAUAAAGGUUUGGCAUAAAAAUCCUCAUGAAUUAUUCAGAGAGGGAAUUGCCAGAUAUGGGUUUCUCAUGAGAUCAAUGUUAUUCAUGUGGGAAGAAGAAUAUCCUCUUUUCUAAUUACAGAGAACCGUCUUUUGACCCCUGAUGACAUCUUUUGUUUAUUUGGUUUGAGUCAGAGGAUGCUGGAGUCCUUCAAACACAGCAGGAGCGUAUAAAAACAGCAUUUUUUUCUUAUCAUCUCACUGAUAAAACACCAGAAACACGUGAUUUUCAAAGGUAUUUUUUCUCUCAGUGUGAGAAAUAACCUUAAAGGAAAGUGGGUUUUGUGUUGCAUGUGAAUGAUCAAGGACAAGGAUGCAUCUGGUGAUUUUAUACUGUUUGAAAAAAGAUCUCUGGCAUUGCUGUUUCACAUCCUCUCUCUUUGGGCGAGCUUUGAAACCUCAAACCUUUUUUAAAAUCUGCACAUUUGUUGCUUUUCUGCCUCUUUUUGUUCAGACCCUGUCAUUGAAAUCUCCUGCCAGCUUUGUCAAGGUGUUUCGCCCUCAAAGCAGAGAUUUCAAUGAGUAAAAAAGAAAAGGAUGUCAUGAACGAUGGCCGCGUUCCAUACAGCUGAUCCAGGUCCAGGGUCCUGGCUCAGACCAUAAAAGAAAUGGAACUAUUUUUGAUACGGUUCCUCCGACUGUGAGCUUUAUUUGCUUGUGGCAAACAUUCACUCCAUGCACACAGACCUGUCUUUGACUCCACGAUCCCUCUCCAAGCUGACCCCUGCCCCCCUCUCUUUUUGUCCUACCUACAUGGUCUGCUUAGUGUUGGUUGUGUCCACACACACAUAAACACACACAGCCUCCCGAUCCCCCUCUGCAUCACUGGACCAGGUCUGGAGGAAUGUUGAGUGUCUCUGUAGUCCCCUCCCUGGAGAUUAGGCAUCACCAUCCAUGCCCCCCCACCUCCCCCGUCAUUCCAGUCCAAAGUAUGCCCCCCCUUAAGAGCUGCUGCAUUUUUAUCUGAGCCGGGUGAUUGUGACAGAUUGGCCAAAUGACACACAUACACAGACACACAUUUGUGAGCACAAUCGGAGAGGAGGCCGGUCAGCUCAGGGAGGGACUAGGCAGACUGAGGCUGUGGGGCUAUAAAACCCUCCCAGGAUGAAGCCGGGUCUUGCCCUGAGCUGGACUGAACCUCCUUCCUCUGUGCCAGGACGCCGUCAGGACCAGGAGCAGACGAGCCUCCAACAUGAAUGACAUCUAUAAGGCAGCGGUACGUCCUCUCACAUCUCAGACACAUGAAUAGUGUGCUCUCUGCUUCCUGUGAUGGAGUGGUUGUAGUUUGGUGGAUGCUUUCCAAAGAAAAAAACUGUGUAAAUCUAAUCUGGUUUAAGACUCAGGCUUGUUUCAGAUCCAGGCCGUAAUCCCUGCCAAUUCUUAUUGGUUUGUGAGAUGAACAAUCUUAAACUUGAUUUAUUGCACUCCUUAAGGGGCCUUAAAUGGAAAAGCCUGGUACUUGUGCAUUGCUUUGUUGAAGAAAAGGUCCCUCAUCACUUUGUUUAUGUGACAUUUGACAUCACUGGAAUGUUUGACAAAUCCCCGCUGAUGCGCCUCGCACAGCACAUCACCUCCAUCACCAGCUGAUGUCAAAAGAUCCCCGACACCAUAUACGUCUUUAGAUGUUUUCCCACUUCAUGCCUAUCAGAGCUGAUAGGAGCCACUCAGGGGGUCACUGACAGGACGGGUCUCUGCUCUUCAUUCAUGACUUCAAAUGGAACGGUCCCCACUCCACAUGGCUAAUUUUGGCCAGUUGCUCAGACCCUGCACUCUGCAUCUGUGGUGCUCUGGUGCCAGAGAAGAGGCUUCAGGUUUAGAUAAAACCCCCCACAGCUGAAUUCCAGCAUUAUCUGUGAGCCCGAGAGCUGUGUUAGUCCACCUCUGCGUAGACCGCUCAACCGGCUGUCCGGUCCCCUCAUGUCCCCAGUGAGCAACACAGCUGAGACAGUUAAAAAACUUCACAGGAAUGUAUAUUACACAUGUUUGUUUAGCUGUGUUUUUUUUCAUACAUCAUCAGCACAUUAGCGUCUGUGUGUUUAUGAGUGUGUCUGCAUGUGUGUGUGCUUAACCUAUAGUGGACAACAGACGAUAACUCUUACAUAAGCAGCUGUCUCCCUCUCUCAUUCGUGCUAGCUUUUCCAGGAUUACUGCUCCAUUGUUGGGCCCCGAUCCACAGCAAUGCUAAUUUGAAGCACUGCGUAUUGUGUGCUUCAUCUGUGCUUCCUGAUCCUCUUGUCUUUUUUUAUUUUUAACUCCUUCUCUUACUGGCUCACACAUGUGAUAUAUAGACUGUGUGUUUUGCAAAAGGAUGGGCCCUGUGUGUGUGUGGGACCAAAAUAUUACCUUUGCUGACCCAGAAGUCAUCAAAACAGAUAGUGAUAGUCCGGGCUGGAUGCUGGUUUCACACUUCAUAAAUCAAGACAACCAAACCAUUUCUAAAAAUGAAACACCUCUUGGACAAAAAUAUCUUCUUGUUGGCGAAGGACUGACUUUAUUCUAGGACAUUCACUUAUAAGCAGCAGAAUAUGCUGUUAAUGUUGUUAAAAUUGUGGUACGCUGUAAAGUCAGAUAACCAAUUAAGUGUUUUGCUUUUGCAGGUUGAGCAGCUGACAGACGAACAAAAAAAUGGUAAGUAAUUUAAAGAAUAUUAUCCACUUUAUUAAUUUGCUGUAAAGCUCAUGUGAGGGACUUUUAGCUUUUGUUGAUUUAGUGCCCCCUGUGGACAAAACUUACACAUGUAAGUCAUGUUUUCUGAUAAAAAUAAAAAAAAAUUCAUCAGCCAAAUGUGCCUCUAAUUGUCAAUAUUUGCUCUGAAAAAGGUCGAAUAAGUCUUUUUUGCUGCAAAUCACCUCAUUUGACACCUACUCCUUUACAGCAGUAACAAGCAUCAGUCUUACUGUCCCAGGAGCUUUAAGGUCCUUACACACCAGGAACGAUGCAAAUAUACUAUGCAAAAUUACGAAAUAUUCGGAGGCGAAAUUUGACGUGCCUGUCUAUACACAUCAAACACGAUGCGAUUUUGCGACUUUCCGGGGGGAAAAAAGAUGCGUCACGGUGGAAGCGAGAAGACCAACACAACAGCAGACUGACUGUUCUUCAGUUCUGAUUAGACUCUAGUGCUGUCUUGAUAGCAUGUACUGAGUCGGGGCCAGCACCAGAUAAGCACAUUAAACUAUAAUCCAUAAACGUAAGGUAACAACCAAGACCUAAUGGUGCUGUGACAGCAACGAGAUUGAGUUUGAGACAGUAAAAAAUAUAUAUGGUAUGUUGUAUCUGAGCUGGUUAGCUUACAAGCUAAAGUUAUGUUAGCACAGAUGAAAGUUAAAACAAAGAAGUUUAGCAAACUGUUAAAGCACAAACCAUCGUCAUAUGAGAAAUCCGACACUAUGACUCUUCACAAGUUGUCCUUCAGGUCAACUUGUGAUAUUUGUGUUUUUUAUCAAAAAGCACUCUGUUCUCCGACACGUAAACAAUCAGCCGGUUAGCCAGGUUGGAUAUACCACUGAAUCUGAUAUCGCAACAACGCGCAAUCUGAUCGGUCAGAAGUGGACACAGAGUAUGUGAAACUUUAGAAAAAUCGACCGGUAACGGAAAAAAAAAAGCCCCAAUAUCGCAGGACGGGAAAACGUCGCUGAUGCGAACGCUUGUAUUGACAGGUACAGGUUCAAAAAAAAUAUUGACAUCCAAAAUAAUCACACUAAAAAGACGCCCCCAGUGUGAAAGGACCUUUAAUCAUGCAUAACAACAACAUUUAAGGUUUCUUUUAAUAAAGGCUAAACUUUCAUCUCUGACACAUAAUUCAUGAUGUUGUAAGCUCGUUGAAUAAGCACAUCUCACCUUGUCACAUCAGUCAAUGAUAUAAUGUUGUCUCCCCAUGUGCAAAUGUCAUGCUGCAGAGUUCAAGGCCGCGUUUGACAUCUUCGUACAAGAUGCCGAAGACGGCUGCAUCAGCACUAAGGAGCUGGGGAAGGUGAUGAGGAUGCUGGGCCAGAACCCCACACCAGAGGAGCUGCAGGAGAUGAUUGAUGAGGUCGAUGAGGACGGUAAAUCAAAGGCUCUUCUGGCGCUACAGUACAGAGGAAGUAAAUGAUUGGUCGAUUGUUGUUGACCUCCCUGUCUUGAAGGAGCAGCUGGCAGGUUCAUCAUUGCACAAUCAUGCUGUGUGGACAAGUGCGGGUCAAAGCCCCUGAACCUAAUGUCAGAUGAUAGUGAAGGGUCUUACACACAAGAAGAUAUGUCGGGAUGAAUUUAAGAGGAGGCGAAUCAGGGAGCGUACAAGUCAUCUUGAAUAUCCCAUGUGACGCCAUGACGCAAUAAGGAAACAGCAUCUUGAAUUAGUUUGAUAAAGCCUCAGUGCCUACAACAUGAUAUCAAAUAUUGGGAGCUAUUUUAUCUCCAAAUGUGGUUCUUGAUUUUUUAGUUUAAGCAUUUCCUGAUACAUUUAUGUGUCUUAACCUUUUAUUUUUUAUUUCUGUUGUUCAAUAACUUGUGAACUAUUUCUCUUGAAGCUCAUGGGUGUUUCAAUUUGUGUGUGUGCAGGGAGUGGCACGGUGGACUUUGACGAGUUCCUGGUCAUGAUGGUGAGGUGCAUGAAGGAUGACAGCAAAGGGAAGUCUGAGGAAGAACUGGCGGAGCUGUUUCGCAUGUUUGACAAGUGAGUUUCAUGUUUAAACCGUGUUGCUAGUUUGGAUUAAAAGAGUUAAUGUUGCAGGAAUGCCUCAGCAGCUCACUGGCAAAGACUUUAUUUUCAACAAGAAAGACACCAAAAAAACAUCUACAUCAAGAGCAUGCUAUCGCCUGAUAUCACCUCAGACUCGUAAUCACAUUGCUAUUCACAGUGUGGUUCCAGGAAAGUAUGCUCCCCAUGUGCAAUUAUGCGAACUGACAAAAUGCCAAGUCGCUCUGCAGAGUGCUGCAUGUAGUGCGCUCCAUAAUCCUUUUUGACAGCACAGAAUAUUUCAAACACCCACUCCAUGUAAGCCAGACACCUCGCCUGAGCAUCAAAGAGCUAACUUGCCGUACUUCUGUAUUUAAGCAUUUGAGAAUCAUUACUGUUAGAGGAGGGGGAAAAGAGGAAAUGAUCAGGAACGUGUCACAUAUAAUCACACACCCUCCUCCGCUGCCAUUUGUGCAACUUAACCCAUUAAUGCGCCUCUACCUGUUUGAUUGUGCAGGAAUGCAGAUGGAUACAUAGACCUGGAGGAGCUGAAAACAAUGCUCGAGUCCACAGGAGAGGCGAUAACCGAGGACGACAUCGAGGAGCUGAUGAAGGACGGGGACAAGAACAAUGAUGGGAAAAUUGACUAUGAUGGUAAGAGGUUUAAAAAGACCUCCUUAGUGCACAUGCAAAAUAAAAUUUGUGCUAAAUUAAAACUUUUUCCUCAUGUGUCUUUUUCUUUCUUAAUUUUGCAGAGUUCUUGGAGUUCAUGAAAGGAGUGGAGUAAUCCUGCACAAGAGAAGAUCCUGAAUAUUUUUGUAUUUCUCUGUGAAAAAACAAAGACCUGACUUGAUUAAAACAACAGAACGACUUUGCAAGAUUCAGUGAAAACUGUAGCUGAAUGUCUCUGUAUUUUUUUUGCCAUCUCUUGCAUUGUUGUAAAUACAGUUUGUAACUACUUUCAGAGCCCAGUGUAUGUCGAAUUUGUGUAAAUGUAUCUAAAUUUCUUUUGUUUUCUUUCGGAGCCAUACAGCAGAGACUACAUCGUAUCUCUCUGGAGCCAGAGCCGGUUUACAAGCCUUGUAAAUGGGAGGCUGAUACUGUUCAGCUGUGCACAAAGCAGAACACAAUCACGAGUCAACCGUUUUAAAACAGACCCCUGGAAGACUUCUUAUAACUUUAGAGAAAUGUACUGGAGUCAGAGUGUAUACUUUACAUGUUCUGUGUACUUUUCUGUGCGUUUAAGAUACUCUCAGGACAUUUUAUCCCUCUUUGAAGACCCCAGAUUACUGUAAUAUUUCUACAUGAAGUGUCUGCUUAUAAAAAAAAGUAAUAAACACGAUGCAUUUGUCCGA
Molecule: messenger RNA, 24264 nt
Organism: Xyrichtys novacula (pearly razorfish)
Lineage: Eukaryota; Metazoa; Chordata; Actinopteri; Labriformes; Labridae
Source: the annotation of a GenBank genome assembly